GAACGGAUUUCGGGUGAGAGAGAGAACCGGAGAACGAGUGAAGCUCUUCGGGACAUUGCAGUGAGAAGCUUAGGGUUUCGAGCAGAGAUUGAGAAUGGGAGGAGGGCAUGGCGCGAGUACGACUUACAAGGGGAUGACGAUCCACCAUCCGAAGCGGUGGCACGCCGUCACGGGGAAGGGCAUGUGCGCUCUCAUGUGGUUCUGGGUUCUGUACAGGGCAAAGCAAGAUGGUCCGGUAGUAUUGGGCUGGAGGCACCCUUGGGAGGGCCAUGGUGAUCAUGGUCAUGGGGAUCAUCACUAGGUACCGUCUGUCUAUGCCUGUCGAGCUUUUGAUUCUUCCAAUGCUUCAACAUUUCCAAUAUUCUAUACCGAACAAGCUGAUAAAACAGAGACAUAUUCUUGCAUUGGGAAGAUCAUGGCGAAAACCGGUUCUUGUCUGUUCCACAUUUCAGUUUCAUGUACCUUAUGUAUUAUUAUGUACACAACUUUGUAAGACAUUCAUUCUCUCUGUUUUGCGGCUUGUUCAUGCCUUUUCUCCCAUUCCCUCGUCCACCUCUCGGGGCUCUCUUGCUAUUGUUGUUCGUUUCCCCGUCUGACAAUUGGGUUCGGAAUAAAUUUACGUGAUUAUUCGAAAUA
Messenger RNA from Tarenaya hassleriana, 636 nucleotides. Its product is annotated as NADH dehydrogenase [ubiquinone] 1 beta subcomplex subunit 2-like. Lineage: Eukaryota; Viridiplantae; Streptophyta; Magnoliopsida; Brassicales; Cleomaceae. Gene Ontology annotation, cellular component: mitochondrial inner membrane. The transcript has 3 exons. Bases 95 to 301 code for a protein of 68 amino acids. The record is from RefSeq and is a predicted model, not a curated record.